AUGCUAUCACGAGGGGGGGAUAUCUUCCCUGAAGACAUCGAGAAUAACAUGGCCGUCCUGCCGGAAGUGGAAGCUACCACAAAAGAAGUCAUCAUCUAUGAUAUAGGAGUAGAUGAUCCACACGCGACUCCGGAGGAACGUGAGCGACUUCGUCGCAUCAUCUGGAAGCGACGCCACUUGCUGAUAGGAGCCGGUAAUGCUCUACCACCAGCCGCCUACGGAGCUAUUUGCGACGUUGAUGUCGGAACUGCUAAACCGGUAGCACAGCGCUGCCGACGGGUAGCGCCGCAAUUUCGCGAGCAGCUGUCAAUGCUCCUCAAGGAACAGCUGUCGGCCAAGAUCAUCACCAACUCCACCUCGCCCUGGGCGUCACCCAUCGUAGUCAUCAUCAAGGCUAACGGAGUCGACAUCCGCCUCUGUUCGACUACCAGCCUGACGAGACUGAUGGUGUAUCCCAUGCCGUUGAUCAACGACCUCCUCGAAGAUUUAGAUAAGGCACUGUGGUAUUGCUUCCUUGAUAUGACCAUUGGUUUCUGGGUGGUAUCAAUGACCCCGCGAGCAAGGCUGGUGUCGGCGUUCAUCACAUCGUUUGGGCUAUUCGAGUGGACGAAGAUGCCGUUCAGGUUGAAGAACGCACCUAAGAUCUAUCAACGGACCGUCGACAAUGCAAUAUACGGUCACAUGCACAUCAAGCCCGAUCAGGAUAGAUCGGACCGCAUGGACGUCUUCAAGGAAGGAGAGCCGGAGCCGGAACCUAAGCCAUCGGUCCUCGGGCGGAGGUCAUACGUGGACGGCAUCCUCGUGACAGACGACACGUGGGAUAGCAUGUGCAAACGGGUCGACAAGCUGCUCGACGUCUGUGAUCGAUGGAACUUGUCGAUCAAACUACUGGGGUCGACACAAGGUGGCAUAUCUGGGACACGAAGUAUCCCGGCCGGUCUGGAAGCAAAACCGAAGGAACUCGAAGCAAUCGCCAACCUUCCGUUCCCCACUAAGCUGAAAGCGAUGCAGUCAUUCCUCGGAAGCUUGGAUUAUUACAGUCGUUUCGUUGAGGCUUUCGCAGUCUACGCCGUGAUCCUGUACGAGCAGCGGGAGGCGGACUUUCACGAAAUCGCCAGGAUGAACACAGAAGGGACUCGGGAGACGCAGGCUGAUGACGGCCUAAUAACUGCGGGCGAGCGCGAUAGGUGGGCGAGAGCGAAGAAUGCAUUCACUAUGUUGAAAGCGAAGAUUAUCGCCACGCCAGUCUUGAAACACUUCGUCCCAGAACGUACUCCCGUCAUCGUGCUCUACUCGAACAAAUGGGCUAUAUCGGCGGCGGCAUUGAUACAGGAACACAAAGGUGUAUACCAUCCGGUGACUUCACCAGUCGCACACUGA
Messenger RNA from Phytophthora megakarya, 1380 nucleotides. The record is from the annotation of a GenBank genome assembly. Lineage: Eukaryota; Oomycota; Peronosporomycetes; Peronosporales; Peronosporaceae.